AUGUGCGAGGAAGAUGGACCGAAAUCGACAAUAUCCUUCGCAAUGGUCAUUGCCGGUGAGCCAUCGCUCGCAUGCUCCAAAAGCAUAAAAGCGCAAUGUAGUCAACUUUAUAGGCUCUCUCAUUUCCAUUAUUUCCAUCUCCAACAACGUGCUUCUCUUCAUUUCCUUGAUCCGAAACAACAGAUGCUUCAAGUGUUACUUCCACGUGAGUUCUCUCUUCUUUGAUCUUUCCAAUCCUCUUAUUUCAGUUUAUCCUGGCUCUUUGCUUUUUUGACAUAAUAAUCUCCGUAUGUUACAUGCCUGUCAUCCUCGUCGAUUCCCUAAAAGACUGGACAAAAUGGAUCGAACUCGCGCGCGCCUGGUGGCCUUUCUUCGUCUACGGUCUGGCGAUGACACAUGUCUGCAUGACAACUGCCUGGUAUUCCCACCCCGUCCGUUCUCUCAAAUAAAAAAAAACCUCUGUUUUCAGCUACAUCCUUAUCGCAGUCGCUUACGAACGAUAUCUGAUCACUGUGAGGAGCUACAUGCUCAAGCAGUUCCAGAAACGUCGCAGUUGGUGGUGUUUCGGUGAGUAGCGCGCAGAUUUGGCUACUUUGACUCGCUCGUGACGCGUAGAGUACUCAGUGUCUUCGGCUUUCCGACGCCUUUCAUACUUUGCUCUUCCCUACUUCGAUGUAUUUUCAGCCUGUCUAGCCUUCGGAAUUAUAACCAAGGGAGGAAUGGUUCUGGAACUGGAUGUGUUCCCGAGCGAUGACGAAACGUGUAAGAACACCGUCAUGGAGUACUAUGUAGAUGUGACCGAAAUCACGAAAUCAGUGUGGUACGGUAGCAUCUACAAGUUCUGGAUUCGCAACAUCGCUACCGUAUUCCUUCCCUUCUUCCUUCUACUUCUCAUAAAUCUCGGCAUUGUUCUGGAGCUCCGCUCUCAGAUGCACCACGCCUUCGGAAACCGUUCCCGACGACGGUUCUCGCUUCGAAUGCAGAGCCGAGUAAGUGAUUCAGAGGCCCAUUAUCAGUGAGAAGAUCCUCAUUUCAUUUUCAGACGAACGUGCGUCAGGCGACGGCAACAAUGCUAUUCAUCUGUGUCAUUUAUCUGAUAUCCAACGUCGUCAACGUGUUUAUCACUGCGUGGGAGUUCAUUGAUAUUGACACACUCCAGACGAGGUAAUCCGUUCCAGAAAUGAGUGAAAAGGAACAAAGAAUAACCGUUUUCAGAUUCAUUGAGGAGUACAUGCUCUCCGCCGAUCUCUCUUCCGUUCUCGUCGUCACCGCGUGUGCUCUCCGUCUUCCCAUUUACAUGGUGAAUGAGUGUAACCGUAUCAUCAAGUACCGUAUCCUUUUUCAGCUGUGCAACCCGGAACUCCGAAAAGCUGUCAAACGGUCAUUCACCACCAAAAACGAGCACCAGCAGAAAAUGCAUCAGACUUUCUCUCUAAUUGCUAAAAUUCUAGUCUAG
Molecule: messenger RNA, 1456 nt
Organism: Caenorhabditis sp. 36 PRJEB53466
Lineage: Eukaryota; Metazoa; Nematoda; Chromadorea; Rhabditida; Rhabditidae
Source: the annotation of a GenBank genome assembly